This is a messenger RNA of Symbiodinium sp. CCMP2456, 2715 nucleotides long. The record is from the annotation of a GenBank genome assembly. NCBI's taxonomy places the organism in Eukaryota, Dinophyceae, Suessiales, Symbiodiniaceae.
AUGGCGGGCCAGAACCAGGGGGUCCCACGAUGUACGUGCUUCCUCUUCAUUGCGGCGAUCACAUGCCAUUCCUUGGUCCUUUUUGGUAACAUCUCCACCGCGCUGAUGCUGAAGGACCUGGGUUCGUCUGCUGGCGGCUGGGGCAGCGUAGCCUUUAGCGUGACGCAUGCUCUCGACACAGAGCUGAACCCAGCCAUGGCGCAGGUCACGAAGUGGCUGACCGCGACGAUACAGGCAACAACCGCCCUGCAACAAGGCAUGGACACUGCACUCUCUGUGACCGGCUCGACCGUCGAUUCAACAUUGCAGAACUAUGAUGGGAAAGCCGACCCAGCGCACUUCAAGGCAAAGGCACUCCCGGCCAUCGAAGUUGUCGCCGGGAAGUCCAUGGAGAAAGUGAAGCCCCUGGUGCAUGAUGUCUUGAACGAGCUGAGACCUGCGCUGAGCCAAGUGGGCGAAUGGUUGGGUUCCUUCAGUGCAAAGAUCCAGGACACGCUGGAAGAGUUCGGAACUGUCGCCGACCGUGCCCAGAAGCUGUUCGAUCAGGUCAUGCAGCAGAUGGCUUCGAGUGGCGGAAUGUACAAGGAGAUGGUGUUCGACACCUACCAUAUCUUCGACCCCUACGACGACGGCAUCGAUGUCAAGGAGCUGCAGCAGGCAGCCAAUCAGUAUGGCAUCACGUCCCUCCAAGGGCAGAAGGCUGUUACGCUCAUGAAGAAGUACAACACGGACAACAAGGGCGGAAUCGACAUCCACGAGUAUGAGGGCCUUGUGACGGAUCCCUCCCUUCCAGGCUUGAUGACGACCAUCCUCCGCACUUACUCGAACCGGCUUGCUUCCGUCGGCUCCGAGCUGAAAGUGGUGAAGCUGCGCGCGGAGGUGGCAACUGCAGUGGUGGAUUAUUUGACCCUGGUGGCCAGCAAGAACCUCACGAAGGUCGGUUGGGUGACGGGCCGUCUCGUCAGCGGCGAACUCCCGCUGGAGUUCACGGCCGAUGUUUUCUAUGAGUUGUACAAAGCCAAGACGGAUUCCAACAACAUGUCGCCCAUCGAUGUGGGAUCCCUUAUCAUCAACUACACCUUGCACGAAAACCCGACUCAGGUCAUUGCUGCAGUGGACCUGAUUGCUGACCCUGCCUUCUUCGCGGGAGAGGGCUUCGAUAUCACCAUCGCAGAUGAAACUGUUAGCCAGGUAGUCUCCUGGAUUGAGAUGUCCGACUGGGGCAAGGCAGCGCUACUGAAGCUGGCGAAGGUGAAGCCCAGCAACGGCCAGACUUUUGCAGAGGCCUACGACGAGGAGGUGAAAGCACGGGAAGUGAAGUACUCGACAGCAAAUGGCCUUAGCUCUCCGGAAGCCAGCGGCUAUCACACCCAAGCCGCGGCAACGCUGAGGAACGUUCUCCUGGGUGGCCCGGCUGCCUCUUCCGGCUCCAACGACCCGGAGGCUGCCCAGGCGUCUGGAAGUGCGCAGCCCGCCAAGCCCCAGACCUUGAAGUUCGCAGCGGAGCUGAGUGUGAACGUGUCGCAGUCCGUUAAGGACUUCAACGAGCAGUGCUACCAGUAUUCGGGCUCCUCCUCCAACCCUCUAGAUUCGACGUGCAACAGCAUCAAUGGAAUGAUCAAGAAGACCCAGAGCUUCCUGACGUUGAUGAACAACUAUGCGGGCCCUGGUGGACCGGAAUUCAUCGAAAAGCAGGCAGAUGACUUCAUCAACGGAAGCCUUCAAGAUAUGGUGCUCCUCUCCGGGGAGCUCAUCGACGAAGGUAUUGCUUCCGUCCAGUGCUCCGCCGGCAAUGCUGAGGCGUGCAAACUUAUCAGAGACACAGACUACACCAUGCAUCUCAGUGGGGCGACUACCUUCCUCACGGACACGAUGAAGGAUCUGCAGAGCAGCCUCCCGCAGGUGAUCAAGGCUUUGACGACGGCGAAGAAGGAGGUGUCGCUCAUCAGUGGGGUGAUCAACUCCAUCUCGCAGAUGCUCGGACUCAAAGCACCUCCACUCAUGGACCAGAUGGGCAUGAUCUACAAAAUCGUGUGGAUCGCAUACUUCGUGUUCUUCUUCCUCUUCAGCGCAACAAUGCUCUUUUAUGGAUUCUGGGCAAACGGAUGGUUUGGUGGCCCGCAGGCAGAUCUUCCGGAGUCUGAGUACCAGCCGCCGCAGACCUUCGUGGAAAGAAUCCGAACAUGCUGCGGUAGCUGCCUCGCCUGUUGCCGAAGUUGCACCUCCGGCCACCUCUGCUUCUGGUCGAUGUUGUUGCUGGCGCAGGUGAUCGUCCUCCUAAUGUUCAUCAUCUCUCUCGUAAUUUGCCUGAUCACCGGCAUCCAGGCUUUCUUCGGGGCUGGAUGUUCCAAGAUCUACCUCAUCGGCGAUGCAGAGGUGUGCUCAGCCGUGCUCGGCAUCUUCAAGGUCUUCCUUAAGACCUUCGGUUUUGAGGAGCCUAUCGAAGAUACCUGCUUUCAGAAGAACCUUCUCACCUGCAAGAUUAUCCGCGACUCCGUCUUUCACACGGCCAUCUUCGUGAUCAUCGGAGCCUUGCUGGCAUCGGUUUUCUCAUUUCAGAUGCUGCUGGACUCUGCCAUCAAGCACGAGCGCGCGCGAUGUGCGAGAGUUUGGGAGGAGGAGGGCCUCGACAAGAAGAGCCGCUUGGUGCAACCCAGAGCUGACUUUACCAAUCACGAGGCCGACUUCCCCCGUUCUAACGGGAGUCCGGUAUAA